Lycium ferocissimum is the source of this 1794-nucleotide messenger RNA. Its product is annotated as endoglucanase 6-like. Gene Ontology annotation, biological process: carbohydrate metabolic process. Bases 87 to 1466 code for a protein of 459 amino acids. Lineage: Eukaryota; Viridiplantae; Streptophyta; Magnoliopsida; Solanales; Solanaceae. The transcript is spliced from 7 exons. Gene Ontology annotation, molecular function: hydrolase activity, hydrolyzing O-glycosyl compounds; carbohydrate binding. The record is from RefSeq and is a predicted model, not a curated record.
UUAAAAGUAGUUGAUGUGAUAUGUUGAAUAAUGUUUAGGUUGGAGAUGGUAACACAGACCAUUACUGUUGGCAAAGACCAGAGGACAUGACCACUUCAAGAGCCGCUUACCGGAUCGAUCCAAGCCGCCCUGGAUCUGAUCUUGCCGGGGAGACAGCAGCCGCCAUGGCUGCUGCUUCCAUCGUCUUUCGGAACAGCAACCCUGCCUAUGCCAAGGAGCUCCUAACUCAUGCCUAUCAGCUAUUCGAGUUUGCAGACAAAUACAGAGGCAAAUAUGAUAGCAGUAUUACUGUGGCCCAGAAGUACUACCGAUCUGUCAGUGGGUACGCGGACGAAUUACUGUGGGCCGCUGCCUGGCUGUACAAGGCAUCUAACAAGCCGUAUUACUUGAACUAUCUCGGGGAGAACGGGGAUGCACUUGGUGGAACCGGUUGGUCCAUGACCGAAUUUGGCUGGGACGUCAAGUAUGCUGGUGUUCAGACUCUUGCUGCUAAGUUCCUAAUGCAAGGAAAUGCUGGUACCCAUUCACCUGUGUUUGAGAAGUAUCAGGAAAAGGCUGAGAACUUUAUGUGUGCAUGUCUCGGAAAGGGUAACCAAAACAUCCACAAGAGUCCAGGAGGUCUCAUUUUCAGGCAGAGAUGGAACAAUAUGCAAUUUGUCACAAGUGCUUCAUUCCUUGCCACUGUCUACUCUGACUAUUUGGCCUCUGCUAGAAAAACCCUCAAGUGUUCAUCUGGCUCCGUAUCACCAACCGAGCUCCUGGCAUUUGCCAAGUCACAGGUUGACUACCUUCUUGGAGAUAAUCCAAGAGCCACAAGUUACAUGGUUGGAUAUGGAAACAAUUACCCGAGACAAGUUCACCACAGAGGUUCCUCCAUCGUCUCUGUGAAGGUUGAUCCUACUUUUGUUACCUGCCGUGGAGGUUAUGCUACCUGGUUUAGCAGAAAAGCGAACGAUCCCAAUCUUCUAACCGGAGCCAUUGUUGGCGGACCUGAUGCUUAUGACAAUUUUGCUGAUCAAAGAGACAACUAUGAGCAAACUGAACCAGCUACCUAUAACAAUGCUCCCUUGAUUGGUGUGUUAGCAAGACUCCAUGGUGGUAAAAGUGAAUAUAGUCAGCUUCUUCCAGUUGCUAUUCCUCAGCCAAAACCGGAUCCAGAGCAAAAAGUAACGCCAGCCCCAGCUUCUGACAUUGCUAUUGAGCAAAAGGAAACAUCUUCAUGGGUUCACAAGGGGAAAACUUACCACAGAUACUCAGCAAUAGUAACUAACAAGUCUUCUAAGACACUGAAGAACUUGAAGCUCUCAGUAUCCCAGCUCUAUGGUUCUCUCUGGGGUCUUUCAAAGUAUGGUGACUCCUACGUAUUUCCCGACUCGUUGCCAUCUGGAAAAACCUUCGAGUUUGUGUACAUUCACUCUGCUAAUUCUCCUGCAGUGGUCUCCGUAUCAAGCUACACUCUUGUCUAAAAUGCGAGAGUUUCUUUUUUGUGCAGCUGUUUGUAAUUUUCAACUUCUGGUUGGUUAGUAGUUUGAGUUAUUAGUGCUUUAGUUGAUGAUCAAGUGUAGGUUAAAUAAAGUAAGACGGAUAUCUGGAGGAAGAAAGGAGUGAAGAGACGAAUUAAAACAAGUGCUCAUCCUCUUUCUUCUCCCACUUCAUUUUGUCACAGGAUCGAUGCAUAGUAUUUGAAAGAAAUUUGCUUCUCCACAAAGAUCAUAUGAAGUCUUUCUUUUCCUUUGUAUUUAUGCAACUUCAAGGUUUUCGUGUUUAUAAUAUUUUCUCCUCUGGUUCUUGCGA